Molecule: messenger RNA, 2993 nt
Organism: Podarcis muralis (Common wall lizard)
Lineage: Eukaryota; Metazoa; Chordata; Lepidosauria; Squamata; Lacertidae
Gene: NEUROD1
Product: neuronal differentiation 1
Biological process (GO): sensory organ development; nervous system development; positive regulation of transcription by RNA polymerase II
Cellular component (GO): nucleus
Molecular function (GO): DNA-binding transcription factor activity, RNA polymerase II-specific; E-box binding; protein dimerization activity
Source: RefSeq, a predicted model, not a curated record
UCUCUCCGUCAAAUUUCAUUCUAUCUAUAAUCUCCUCAGAGAGCCAGCACCAACACUACUAUAAACAAGUUAUAUAAUGCUAUUUGAGACGAUCGAUCUCAUUGUGGCCGAGACGCGCAGAGAAAAGUCGAAGUUUGUUUACUGGGGAAGGCUUAGGAGUCAGAGAGUCUAAAGCUGUUGUACUAACCCCUUUCGCCUCGGAGGAAACUCGGUUGAAUUCAAUAGGACGUCUCCGUAGACAGGGAUCCUGCAGGAUGACCAAAUCGUACAGCGAGAGCGGGCUGAUGGGGGAGCCCCAGCCGCAGGGUCCCCCCAGCUGGACGGACGACUGCCUCAGCUCCCAGGAGGAGGAGCACGAGGCGGAGAAGAAAGAGGGCGACCUGGAAGCUAUGCACGCCGAAGCCGAGGUGGACUCGCUGAGGAACGGCGAGGAGGAGGAAGAGGAGGAGGAAGAGGACGACCUCGAAGAAGAGGAGGAGGAAGAAGAGGAGGAGGAGGAGGAAGAAGACGACGACGAUCAGAAGCCCAAGAGGCGCGGUCCCAAGAAGAAGAAGAUGACCAAGGCCCGCUUGGAGAGGUUCAAGCUGCGGCGCAUGAAGGCCAACGCCCGCGAGCGGAACCGCAUGCACGGCCUCAACGCGGCUCUGGACAACUUGCGGAAGGUGGUGCCUUGCUAUUCCAAGACGCAGAAGCUGUCCAAGAUCGAGACGCUGCGCCUGGCCAAGAACUACAUCUGGGCCCUCUCGGAGAUCCUGCGCUCCGGCAAGAGCCCCGACCUGGUCUCUUUCGUGCAGACGCUCUGCAAAGGCCUGUCCCAGCCUACCACCAACUUAGUGGCCGGCUGCCUGCAGCUCAACCCGAGGACUUUCCUGCCCGAGCAGAGCCAGGACCUGCCGCCGCACAUGCAACCGCCCAGCGCUUCCUUCCCGGUGCACCCUUACGCCUACCAGUCGCCAGGGUUGCCUAGCCCGCCUUACGGCACCAUGGACAGCUCCCACCUGUUCCACGUGAAAGCGCCGCACUCCUACGGCGCGGCGCUGGAGCCUUUCUUCGAGAGCGCGCUAGCCGAGUGCGCCAGCCCUUCCUUCGACGGGCCCCUCAGCCCGCCGCUCAGCGUCAACGGGAACUUCUCUUUCAAACACGAACCUUCCGGAGAGUUUGAGAAAAAUUAUGCCUUCACCAUGCACUACCCCGCCGCCGCCGCCCUGGCGGGGACUCCGGGACACGGGUCGCUCUUCUCCUGCUCUGCCUCUCGCUGCGAGAUCCCCAUCGACAACCUCCUGCCCUACGAGAGCCAUGCCCACCACGAGAGGGUCAUGAGUGCCCAGCUCAAUGCCAUCUUUCACGACUGAGCCCUUCCAGAAGCGUCGGAACAGAGGAGCGAAGGGGCAUCGAGGGGCUGCCUUGCUUAGGAAGGGGGGGUCCCACAACACAGACACCCACCCACCCUAGGGCUCCAAGUGCAAAAAGACGGGAAGGGGCAAAGGGGGGAACUUCCAAACGCCAGAGUCAUCUAUAUAAAUAUAUGGGGAGACUACAUUUUUCCUGGUCCCCCUUCUGUAAAUCCCACCUCCCUCCGCUAAGCUUCCCUACCCCGCACGGUCCCGAAUGUAAAUCUGCACUAUCAAUUUAGUGUAUAAGAAAGUGAGCCAGUCUCCCCACUGAUCUGAUCGGGACAAAAAAAAUAAAUCACAAGCAAUAAUUAGGAUCUAUGCAAUUCUUAUUAAUUUUUUCUUGUUUUUGACACUAGACGUGGGCCAGUUUAAAAAAAAAUCGAAAAAAGUAUAUAUAAAAUGUCUAUUUUUCAACCAGCAUUUUUCCUACUUGCUACCUUUUCCCAUGCCGAAUUAUUUUGUUGUGGUUUUGUACAGAAUUUUUAAUAACUUUUGAUAAACUAUUUUAAACCAUGCAGCUUCAUCGAUUUUUAUACGUAUUGGAAACAAAGUAGAAUUAUAUCUAAUUUAUACGAAAUAAUUUAAGUAAUUUAAACCAGCAGAAAAGUGCUUAGAAGAGGUGUGUGGGGAGGGGGGGAUGUUCUGUUGCCUUAGCACCUCCCCGCCCCGUUCAUUUUCCUUUCACGUUCUUCACACACACAAAUGCACAGCGCCAGCAAAGUCUUUCCCAUUAAAAUUUCGUUUCCUUCCAGUAAGAACCAGAUUCCUACAGGGUUUUUGGAUUAUUAUUUUUUAAAAAAUGGAAGUAGGAAAAUAUUUAUUUCCUAUUGGAACAUAUCAAUCCAACGGAAGGUUUGCAAAACCUUAUGUGCGGAUAGAGAAACCCUCCCACCCGCCAGACAUUCAUGUUUUCAUAAGGAAAUGCCAAGUUCUUCCCUUUUUUCCCGAAUCAAAAGCUGCUUGACUAUCACAUUCAAUUUGCACUGUUUCUUUUUAAUCUUUGGCGUCCCCGUCCCUUCUCCUCACGUGAUUUUGAAGAGAACAGAGAUAACUUGAAAACACUUAAUGUUUCCAGGCAAUGAUAAAUGCAUGAUAUAUAUAUUUUUAAAUAUAUACAUAGUCACAUGAAUCGGUGGUUUGUCAUAUUUCCGUCCAGGAGUCGAAAAGCCAAUCAGGUUCACUAUGGUUGGGGUUGUUAUAUAAUAUACUGGUGGAUUGUAGUCAGUAGUUUCAAACCCAUUCGAACCAUUUGACUUCGUAAUUAGAACAAUAUAGUUAUUAUGCAUGUACAAUGCAAUCCGCAAUAAGUGCUGUCUGAAAUGUAACGCUGGUUCAACCGAACUCAAUCUGUACUGUAAUUUUGUUCGUAAUCCUGUAUAUGACUAUGUAAUGCACAUUUGGGAAUUUAGUAAGCACACCUUUGGAACGAGAUAGUAAGGAGACGUCCGUCAAAUGUUGCAUUUCUCCUUAAAUAUGAUUCCCCUCUCCCUUCCCCCUUCUUAGUGUGAGCAAUUCCUAUGGGAUUAUUGUAACAGUUCCUUAAAAAAAAAGGUGCAACCUUUACUAAUUUGUACAAUAAACGGAAGUUUAAGAAAAAAA